CAAGCUCAUUCAAUAUUAUUGCAAGGAGAAGACGAAGAAGAAGAAGAAGAAGAUCAAACGUUUUAUAAAAAUGGAGAAAUACUCAGGGAUUCUUCUUCUUCUUCUUCCGAUAUUGAUGAGUUUUGUUGCAGUGAGCUUGAAUGCAGGUUAUGCAAACGCCGCAGUGUUUUUGCCACCGGAGGAUAAACCAUUGGUGAGACAUUACUAUAAGAAGCUAAAUACAUGUGCCAAUGUGGAACCAUUUGUUCAACAUCAAGUGAAGCUCUAUUGGGACAAGGAUAAGACUAUUACUGCUAAACUCCUCAAGUUACUCUAUGCUGAUUGCAUGGUUAAUGGUUGCGAUGCAUCAAUUCUACUAACGGGUCCAAACACAGAGAGAAAUUCAUCGAAAAAUGCAAGGCUAGAUGGAUACUUGUUGAUCGAUAAAAUAAAAAAAGUGCUUGAAAUUCGAUGUCCUAGAGCAGUUUCUUGUGCUGAUAUUCUCAAUCUUGCUGUUAGGGAUGCCGUCCAUUAUGCAGGUGCACCAUCUUAUCCAGUGUUCUUGGGAAGAAGGGAUGGAGUGGAGUCAAAAACUGAAUGGAUUGAUUAUCCUUCACCUUCAAUGUCUUGGGAGGAAGGACUUGCUUACUUUGAAUCCAAAAAUCUUGAUGUUCAAGACUUUGUCACACUUUUAGGGGCACAUACAAUGGGACAAGCACAUUGCAGCUCCUUCUAUGACCGCCUUUACGAUUUCAAAGGUACCGGAAAACCAGACCCCAGCAUGAAGAGAUCUGUGUUAGUAAAGCUAAGGGAUCAAUGCCCUAAAAACAGCAAAAAUGAUUCACCUGUUUAUUUCACAGAAGAAUAUGGUUCUAACUAUACAUUCAGUAACAAAUUCUACACUAAGGUUCUUGUUCAUGAAUCACUUCUUAGAGUUGAUCAACAAUUAUCUUAUGGAGGUGAUACAGGUGAACUAGUCAAUGAAUACGCAAAGAGUUUGGAGCAAUUUCGAAGGGGAUUUGCAUUAUCGAUUAGUAGAAUGGGAGGUCUUAAAGUGUUGACUGGUAAAAAUGGCGAAAUUCGCCAAGAUUGUAAGUUUACAAAUAAGAACAAUCCUAAUAUCAAUUAGGUUUGGAGGGUGGAUUCUCAAAUGUCAUACAUAAUAAUAAGUCAUUGAAUUUUCAUGAAGGACAAUGUAUUUUGUAAUAAUUGAAG
This is a messenger RNA of Solanum tuberosum (potato), 1194 nucleotides long. RefSeq names its product probable peroxidase 61. The transcript has 4 exons. Gene Ontology annotation, molecular function: heme binding; peroxidase activity. Bases 71 to 1108 code for a protein of 345 amino acids. Gene Ontology annotation, biological process: response to oxidative stress; hydrogen peroxide catabolic process. The record is from RefSeq and is a predicted model, not a curated record. Lineage: Eukaryota; Viridiplantae; Streptophyta; Magnoliopsida; Solanales; Solanaceae.